UGAGGAGGAAGAGGUGGGGAAGUUGGUGAGGGAGGGGGGGAAUUUAGUGAACAUCAUGUACCUCACCAGCGCAGAAUGCAUAGAAGCUGCUGAGCUCUAUGGGGCAAGCGCUUUAAGUGAAGCUGAAAUGGACAAGUUUUUGAGUGCUGCUGGAGGAGUGGCCAUCCCCAAGAAGCCAAGGAAGAAGUCAAAGACUUCAACCAAGGAAGUGGAUGAAGGAGCUGGGAAGGAGGUAGUGCCCAGCACUUUAGCCAGGGUGGAGGAGGAGGUGCCAAGGCUAGAGUUGAAGAGGAAGGGUAGAGAGGAGGGAGGGGCACUACAAAGGAAGAAAAGGCUGGUGGAGGAAGAAGAGAAGGGGAGCGAGGUUCCCCAGUUCAUACCUCAGUCUCCUUCUGUUGAGCUCGACCCUGAGCUCAACGAGUCUGAAGAAGGGGCUGAGGCGAAGAACAUGACGGGGGCCAAGAGGUUUAUUAAUGCCACCUUCCCCGAAGUGGACAAGCGUCACGCACGGGACGAAGCUCUGAGGUACUGUGGAGCUUCGGUGGUGAAGCACGUUUUGGAGAGCUUGAGCUGGGUGAAUGGUCUAGCCCAGGAGUUUAUGGAGAGUGUGAAGGAGCAUUCCCUCUUGCAAAGGCAGUGUGACCAGCUGCAAAAGGAGAAGGAAGAGUUGGAGAAGAAAAAUAAGGAGAUGCAAGAGGUGCUGGACGAGGUGGUUCUAGCUGUGAAGCAGCUAGAGCAGGAGAGGACUUCCUUGAGCACCAAGCUCGAGGUUGUGAUGGAGUUGAAGAAGAAUGUGCAGCUGUUGGUGCACAAUGGGAUGGAGGAGCACAUCAGCAACUUCAAAGAGGUGAAGGUUAAAUAUCCUGAAGUGGAUAUUACAAAGAUCACCUUCGGCGAGCAAGAAGAGGGAGUGGAGGAGAAUGGUGAGAGCAUGUCAGCAGACUUUCGUCCUCAGAUCAAAUUGAGGUGGGAUCGUGAUGCAGACGGACGCACUGUUUUCCUUCCAAGUUUCGACUUCGAGUUCAUUGUAGUGGAAGAAGAAGAGGUAGAGGUAGAGGUAGAUGAAGUGAGGGCAGGAGUGGAAGGAACUGAAGUGGAUGAGAGUCAACCACCUCUGUAAGUGGAGAUUCAUCCAAUUCCUUUUGACGAUGAGCAGCCUCCUCUACCAAACGAGCAACAGCCAACACAGCCACCUCUUCCAACUGAGCAACAGCUAGUUCAGCCACCUCCUCUAGUAGAGGAAUAAAGAAUUUUUUAUUUU
Messenger RNA from Rubroshorea leprosula, 1261 nucleotides. The record is from the annotation of a GenBank genome assembly. Lineage: Eukaryota; Viridiplantae; Streptophyta; Magnoliopsida; Malvales; Dipterocarpaceae.